Fomitiporia mediterranea MF3/22 is the source of this 1981-nucleotide messenger RNA. RefSeq lists its product as uncharacterized. The transcript has 2 exons. The record is from RefSeq and is a predicted model, not a curated record. Bases 63 to 1421 code for a protein of 452 amino acids. Lineage: Eukaryota; Fungi; Basidiomycota; Agaricomycetes; Hymenochaetales; Hymenochaetaceae.
UAACCUUCGACCUGUAGAGUCAAAGGGCAUUUUGGCCUUGCCAGUUCUGCCAUCAUCAAAAGAUGGUCUUUGACAAACUCUUUGGAAGGAGCAAGGGGAAUUCAGAGCCAAAUACUUCUGCCUUAGGCAGUGCUCUUCAACAGACGCAAUUACGCACUCCAUCGCCGACGGCUUCAAUUUCAGUUGGCACAGCUCCUCCCCAGUCCCCUGAGGUUGGGCUUGCUGGAGAAGCAAGAGGAGUGAAGCGCUCUCGGACCUCUUCACUAGAUCAGAAGACCACUGGUCAAAUUGUUACCGAUAUCCUUACUCGAGAGCAAGUCGCACCUCCUACAAGUCCUGCUGAACUACUUGCACGCGUCAAGAAGGUGCCACCAAAGACUUUGCACUCUUAUGUCGUGGCACAUUUACCACAUACACCUCUGGAAGUGAGCGAAGCACUUAUGACAUUCUUUGCGACUUUGGUUCCUCCCCCAAGGGUUCACUGCGUACGGUGCCAUAAAGACUAUACCGAGGUCGAGAAUACCGAUCGUAGCUGCCUUGUACCUCAUGAUGAUGAAAGCGCAGAAGUCGAGUACGUCGGCAACUCAAAAAGCAAAAUUGCUGGCGUUGUCGGCAGUACGUACGAGACCCUAUGGGGCUGUUGCAACAAAGUAGUCGAGGGUGAUGGAGACCAAGGCCCACCGGACGGAUGGUGCUUUGAGGGAUACCAUACUACAGAUAUCAAAAGAGCGCGCUUUCGAGCGGACUCGACUAUUCACGACGACAAACUAGUAUCAUGCAAGCGUAUGCGUUGCUUCAUUACUGGUGAGAGCGCCGCGGGCUCGGAGCGUGGUCGAAGUCAGCGUGCGGCAGCAAGGAAGAACCUCCGAGAAGCAAGUGACGAAGAAGAGGACUAUGAUGAACGAGAACUUGUGCGUGAGGCUAAAGCGCUGGCAGAAGGAAGCGAAACCGACGAAACCGGGAGUGUCAGAGCGAAGAAGAAGGCUUCGAAAGGUCGCAAGCGUAAAAGUGAAGCUAUGGAAGUGGAUGCCGCAGGUGACGGAGGCUCGGAAGGUCGGGGUGGCGUGUUGGCAUCCCCGUCGACCUCAAAGCCGAGGCCGAAAAGUAAGGCAGAAAGCAUGAAGCCCAAAUCCGUUGCAAAAUUGGACCUAGGCGUGUCGGAUUCUGGCUUACCUGCAGGGAGUCCUCCUAUCGCUACGGAGGGUGGGGAUGUGGACAUGGCCGUCCCUGAAAGCGAGUCAAAGCCAAAGCCCAAAAAGCCGCGGAAACCGCGAAAGAGUACAGGCGCGGGCGCUGAUGGCAAGUACGUCCCGCCCAAGGGUGAAGUGGAAUCAAGUGACUUCGAUGAGGACGAUGACAAGCCAAAGCGCAAAAAGGCGAAACGGAAGUCGACUGCCUCUACUGCGGCCCAGCCUACAUAGGCUUGUAGCGCGCAAGCAUGCCACGAUACUAACGGCCUCUCCUCAACUCCCCUCGCAUCUUUCGUCUCUCCGAUUAUUUCUGGAUUAGGACGCUCAUCACGUCGGCGUUCGUAACCAUCUUCGCUUCCCUUAGGAUUAUCCGCUCUGGGUCCCUUCGUGAAGCUUGUUUUGCUUCUCUUUCCCGAGCUAUGAUGUCCAAGCGUCAUGACUUUCCAGUUUUGGCGUUUCCUCCAAUAAAAAAAUGAUUUCUGACUUCUCUAACCUUCACACAUGUAAGCGACCAACUUUCUGGCCGUCCCCCCGUCCUUGUCAGACCACAAUCCUUACCUCUCAUCUCCGUCUCUUCUAACACUCAUUGAAAUGGCACACGACACAAUCCUUAUCUCUCUCCUCGCAGAAAUUUAUGCUCCACUUAGUUAUAUUGUCUUCCACUCCUUCCUUAUCUUCUUGGCUCACUCUUUCGGGCUUCUUGAUAUAUCUUACUCACUAUUGAUAUCCCUUCCGGCGGAACAACGCCGUUAUACAAUAGGUCUAUAGGAUAUUUCAGUAGUGACUUAUAA